Molecule: messenger RNA, 922 nt
Organism: Temnothorax curvispinosus
Lineage: Eukaryota; Metazoa; Arthropoda; Insecta; Hymenoptera; Formicidae
Gene: Prx2
Product: peroxiredoxin 1
Exons: 4
Coding region: 140-727 (195 amino acids)
Biological process (GO): hydrogen peroxide catabolic process; cellular response to stress; response to oxidative stress
Cellular component (GO): cytosol
Molecular function (GO): thioredoxin peroxidase activity
Source: RefSeq, a predicted model, not a curated record
CGGUCGAUACCAAAAGAUUCUCACGUUCUCAGAGACCGGCCGACCGGCGAGUUCCUGUUCCUUUCUCGUCACCGUUACGUCUUUCGGAGCUCGCAGUCUUCUUCGAGGAAGCUACUCAAGCAACAAAACAGCAGUAACCAUGCCAGUGCCUGAGCUCCAGAAACCGGCGCCCGCUUUCUCCGGCACCGCUGUUGUGAACGGACAGUUCAAGGAUAUUAAACUCUCCGACUACAAGGGCAAAUAUGUUGUGCUCUUCUUCUACCCGUUGGACUUCACUUUCGUGUGCCCGACGGAAAUCAUCGCUUUCUCCGACCGAGUGAAGGAGUUUACCGACAUCGGCUGCCAUGUGAUUGCCGCGUCCACCGAUUCCCACUUCAGCCACCUCGCGUGGGUAAAUACGCCGCGCAAACAGGGCGGUCUCGGUGAGAUGAGCAUUCCUCUGUUGGCGGACAAGAGCUGCAAGAUCGCCCGCGACUACGGCGUGCUCGACGAGGAGUCGGGAAUCCCCUUCCGUGGUCUUUUCAUCAUCGAUGACAAGCAGAAGUUGCGUCAGGUCACCAUCAACGAUCUGCCCGUAGGAAGAUCCGUGGACGAGACUCUGCGUCUGGUUCAAGCAUUCCAAUACACCGACAAGCACGGUGAGGUUUGUCCGGCCGGUUGGAAACCUGGCAAGAAGACUAUGAAGCCCGACGUCGUUGGCUCGCUGGAAUACUUCAAAGAUCAAUAGACAAUAAAUUCAUACUAAUGUUUCUCCAUACCUACUGUUAACUGCACUCGCGUGUAUGUGUGUUUUAUACUCUUUCGCUGCGUACUCUUCGAAUUUGACACAUUCUGUUUCUACUUAGCAUAGUUAGAUAUACAUCUCACGAUCUUCACAUUGAAAUAUCCGUCUUCAGUUUAAUAAACGGAUUUAUUUUCUAUA